UUUAAACCAAACAAACUGCAGCUGUGGGACUUUGCAGACGGGAUGGCGUCUGAUUUGGAGGUGCGUGUCAAAGAGAGCAUCGAGAUGGAGCUGUUUUCUUCAGAGGAGUCGUGUUUGCUGAUCCAAAACCACGAGCACAAAGCAGGAAAACACCAGAGACACUUGGAUCACCCUCUGGCCCCUGGAGAAGAGGAGCCCGGCCGGAGGAGCCUCUCACUGGGGAGGAGGCUCGGCAGACAGACCCUCCCUGUGACGGAGAACCAGGAGAACCAGGAGAAAGAGGAGAAAGAGGAGAGAGAGGAGAGAGAGGAGAAAGAGGCGAGCCCAGGAGCAGAGGAGGACAUGCUCAUAGAGAUGGAGGUUCUCCAUUCACUUAAGAAGUCCAAAUAUAAGACUCCCUGUGAGCCCACGGCCGGGCGUCUGAAGUGGAAGAAGCUGCCUCAGAACAGCGGUCGAUUUGUGGUUAAAGACCUGGUGUUUCUGCCCAGAGACGAGUACCUGGCUCAGAUCGAGAGCCACGUGUUUUCCCAAAGACGAGAGGUGUCCCCGCUCACUGCUCGUAUGACGGUGGACAGCAGCUGGUCGGCCGCAGAGAUGGACACUAAACUGAAGCUGGUGCUGCGCCGGCAGUUUGGAAAAGCAGCCGCAAGAAACAUCACCUUCACGUAUCUGCAGUGUGUGCAGAGCUCCAGGUGUCUGUUCAUCCCUUUGGCCCCUGGGGAGGGCUGGAACGGGGCCCACGUGCUGCAGGUCUCUGCUCUGGGGCCUCUGUAUCUGCUCAUUCACCAGGAAACCUCGUCCUCUCAGGUUGAAGGCGAAAAGUCAUUACGUCGAUCGGAGAAAAACAGAAGGGUUGUCCCAGAAAUCCACAAAGAUAAUGACGCAAGCAACACGAGGUCAGAGGAGCUCAGGAAGGAGUUGCAGAGCGUUCUUGCUUCUUUCACACAAGAAACCCCCGAUGUGGAGCUCCCCCUGCAGGUGAGGAGGACCGCAGUGCUGUCCUCGGCCCUGAAGGCGGUGAGGAAGUCGGGCUUCUGUUUCAGGGACGUCCCCAUCGUGUCCUUCAGUGGAGAGGAGACGGAGGGCCACCAGGGGGCGCAGCGGGAGUUCUUCAGGUUGAUGUUGCAGGAGCUCCAGGAAACGUCGCUGUUUGAAGGCCCGCCCGGUCGCCUUCUUUUGACCUCUGACCUCUCAGCUCUGGAGGAGUGGGGCUACUACGAGGCGGGCGUUCUGAUUGGCUGGUCCCUGGCUCACGGCGGGACGGGGCCACGCUUUCUGCACCCCGUUCUAUUCCAGCUGAUGUGUGGCCACUGCUCCUCUUUGGACGACUUCAGCUGGAGAGACGUGGCGGACUUUGAAAUACAGAGUCAUCUCCAACAGUUACAGAGCUGCUCAGAUGCGCGGCUGCUCAGUCCCAGUCUGUGUGAGUGGGCGUCUCACUGUGGAGCGCCUGAGAUCUCCUCUGCAACCACCGAGGAAAUCCCAAACAUUUACAGUAGAGUCGUUAAGCACUACAUGCACGACAGAGUGUCCAGGACGAUCGAGCAGUUUACCCAGGGCCUGAACAGCUGCGACGGGCUGUGGGACGUGAUGAGGUCCCACCGGGAGGCCUUCGCUCCGGUGAUGACAUCGGUCGGUACCAGGCCUCUGACGCUGCCAAACUUUACGUCGCUUUUUACCGCCAGCUUCAGCUCAGACUGCGAGGAGCUGAAAGAGGAGGAGGAAACGGCGGCGCACUGGGAGACGGCGCUGGGUCUGAUCAGUGAUGGUGGCGCUGCUCUUUCCUUUGAAGACCUCCUCAUCUUCGUCUCAGGACUGGACCAGGUGCCUCCACUGGGCUUUUCCAGCUCCAUCACUCUGCGUUUCUACUCUCAGGAUUCUGAUCCGUCCAUUUUGCGCCUGCCUUCUGCCUCCACUUGCACUCUGGAACUGUUUCUACCCAGACGAGUAGGUGGCGCUGUGGAGCUGUUGGAGCUGCUGACCAGAGCUGUGCGUGAGUCAGUGGGCUUCACAUGUUUGAGUCCAGAGGAUCGCUGCACCGGUGGGCGGAUUAGGAGGACCUGACCACUCGAUUUUUGUUGCUGUUCCCUUGGGCCUACACACUUCCCCCGCCUCGAUACCACGGCUUGUGUUUUACUGUUACUUUUUAAAACAAUUUUAUUAAUAUUUAGACACAGUUGAGUCACGGCUUUAUUUAUUACAGAAUCUAUGGAGUUUUCCUGUAAUUUUCUGAAAGAUUGCACCAAUAAUAUUUGUUUUUUUUAAUUCCCUGACAAUAAAUAAAGUUUUAUUCUGAUUUU
Molecule: messenger RNA, 2300 nt
Organism: Periophthalmus magnuspinnatus
Lineage: Eukaryota; Metazoa; Chordata; Actinopteri; Gobiiformes; Gobiidae
Exons: 15
Coding region: 43-2064 (673 amino acids)
Molecular function (GO): ubiquitin-protein transferase activity
Source: RefSeq, a predicted model, not a curated record